AUGGAUGAGCAGCAUGUAGCCAAACCAAAACAAAAUGGACAGGAAUCUCAGUCAACAGAAGUUAAAUUUAACUUACUUGCAACUAAAUGGAUCAAUCUUACCGCAAAACAUUUAUCGGGGGCGCUUGCGCAAGGACAAGCGUAUAUGGCCGCAGAGUUAAAGAAAUUAGUACAGGAAGACCUUGAAAAAAUGAAGAUUACUACAAAUAUGGAAAAAUUUGAUAAAACAAUACAAGAAGCUAAAAAAAGAUCUCCGGUUAACGAAAGAGUAGUGACUACACCAGAACAAGUAAUGAGAGGAGUGAGCUGUAAAGAGAAAGUAAAGGAGGGAGGAAAAUUGCGUGUAGAAUUUGAGAGAAUCAAAAAUGAAAAUGAAUUACUAUUAGAAAAAUAUGCAAGUUUGGCAAAACAGGUAAAAUAUAAGCAGGAGCAUUUAAGAAAGGAUUUGGAAAAAUACACAAAUGGAAUAGAUUAUAUCCGUUUCGAAAUCUAUAAGAGAGGAUGUGUUAAUAGAGGCAAUGGAUAA
This is a messenger RNA of Mucor mucedo, 525 nucleotides long. RefSeq lists its product as uncharacterized. Bases 1 to 525 code for a protein of 174 amino acids. Lineage: Eukaryota; Fungi; Mucoromycota; Mucoromycetes; Mucorales; Mucoraceae. The record is from RefSeq and is a predicted model, not a curated record. Gene Ontology annotation, cellular component: MIS12/MIND type complex. The transcript has 6 exons.